This is a messenger RNA of Branchiostoma floridae (Florida lancelet), 1099 nucleotides long. RefSeq names its product leucine-rich melanocyte differentiation-associated protein-like. The record is from RefSeq and is a predicted model, not a curated record. Bases 252 to 830 code for a protein of 192 amino acids. NCBI's taxonomy places the organism in Eukaryota, Metazoa, Chordata, Leptocardii, Amphioxiformes, Branchiostomatidae. Gene Ontology annotation, molecular function: protein binding. The transcript has 6 exons.
GACUUCAGGUCGUUGACCUUUGGCCUGUUUACAAACUAUCUGCUGUGCCUGUCAGUCAUCAUUUUCAGUGCAAGAAAAGAAUGGAAUUUUGGUGUUUCUUCGCCUGACAAGGAAAAAUCGCUAAACCUGAGGGGUUGGGAGUGUUCAGAUCAUGACAGACUUGAUGCAGGCAUCCUAAUGAAUCUUUUAAGAUACUUUGAGAAAUUUAGUCAAGAUUUGGAGGACUCUUAAGACUUGAGGUAAAGUUCGAGAUGUUUCCUUCGCUGGUGUUUGGAGAGGGCAUCGUCCCACAGAUAUCGCUGGCAUACAACGAGUUGACGGAAAUUCCCGCGGACUUUCACAAGCACCAAGAUUCACUGGAGAUCCUGGACCUGAGCCACAACAAGAUUUCGUCUCUGCUGCCUCUGAUGGACUUCAAGCGACUGAACACGCUUAUCUUGGACAACAACGGCCUGACGUCACACGUCAAGUUUCCCCCCCUCCCCAGCCUCCACACACUCUGGGUCAACCAUAACAACAUCACCAACCUCUCCGUCUUCAUCGAAACUGUUGCAAAAUGCUUCCCAAACCUCAGGUUCCUGAGCAUGAUGAACAAUGAGGCAGCCCCAAGUUACUUCAAUGGAGGAACAGUCCCACAGUAUCUGGACUACAGACAAUAUGUCAUCAGCCGGUUGGCAAAGCUGGAGACUCUUGAUGACCGACCAAUCAGCAAGGACCAGCGGGAGGAGGCGGAGAGAAUCUACGGUCGCAGGCAGAGCGAAGACAACAAGGGCAAGAAAAAGAAGUCAUCAAGAAAGAAGUCAGCUCAGCACAUGGAAAACAGAAGAUAGAUAUUAAAAGCACUUCCAGCAUCAUGUUGUGUACAUUUUAGAUACAAAAUACUUGUAAUGAGAAAGCUGGGAAGCAAUCAUGUAUUACCAUUGGACUGAGCAUCACAGUGUAUUUUUAGACAAUAAAUUUAUUAAUCUACCUCUAUAAUAACAUAAUGACUCAAGUUAUAAUCACAUUAUUAUGAACCAAAUUUUCUAGUAUGUGAGAGGGGAAUCACUAGUAGUAAUUUUGCUCAAAUGUCUUCAUUAAAUGGUUAUGAUAGAAAAUC